UCUCAUUUUGUGUACGUUAUAUUUGACGUUCAUUUCGAUUCACUAAUCUACACACGAUUGUAUUGUGGUUGUAUAUGUAUAGAUAUGUUUCGCAGCCAAGUUGUAGCCAAGUUGGAAUUGCAUCGACCAAUGGGAUUAGCGUGGGCGCGGCACUCUUGUGGUGGGAAAAGAGCACUGACCAAUGGCAGAGGGAACCGUCGAAUGCAGUGAUGGAUUGCUGCAACGGAGUCGUGUGCAAUUCCGAAACGCAUCUUCAGUCGUUGCUAAGCUUCAACGCGGAGGACUUGGCUCGAAUAGAUAUUUGUACGAGUUGUUGUGUUUUGGUGACAUCGUGCGGUUAAAUGAUAUAUUUUCAUCGAUCGAAAAAUGAAUUCGAUGAUAACUAUGCCAAUGGAAUUGCAGCUACAACUGAUACAACAUCAACAGAUGCUCUUCCGUCAACAGCAGCUAGCUCUUCGACGACAUAGAUCAGAGGAUAUACCAAAUCCAAACAUGUGGACGUUGCCGUGUUUAGGUGGAGGACCUCCUCUACCUUCGGAAGUGAAGAUUGAAUUGCAAAAUCGGCAAUUGUGGCAGCAAUUCCAUGCCGAGACCACAGAGAUGGUAAUUACGAAGGGGGGCCGGCGAAUGUUCCCGUCGAUUCAGCUGGCAAUUACGGGAUUAGAGCCUCGUGCUCGUUAUUGCGUUCUUCUCGAAGUGGAGCCGGCGUCCGAUCGUCGGCACAAGUACGUCGGCAGCGGUGGCGGAUUGGAGAAAACUUGUGGGAAUGCAAGAGGAUGGACGUCAGCUGGUCCAGCCGAACCUCAACCACGAAUCGAUCGAAGAAUUUACUUGCAUCCGGAUAGUCCGGCAACCGGUACGCACUGGAUGCAGCAUUCGCUUAAGUUCGACAAAUUAAAGCUGACUAACAACGCUGUUGAUCCCAGGAAUAAUGUUGUUCUGACAUCCAUGCACAAGUAUAUUCCGCGGAUAUGGAUAAUUCGUUCCGAUGACGCAACUAGAUUGAGCGAUCUGUACUCUCAUCCAGCAUCAGCGUUCAAGUUCAAUGAAACACAGUUCAUCGCUGUAACCGCCUAUCAAAACGAGAACAUCACAAAAUUAAAGAUCAACAACAAUCCCUUCGCGAAGGGAUUUCGAGACUGUGGUCAAUCACGUUGCAAGAGGAAAUUCCAGUCGGAGGCAGAAAGAUUGAAUCGCCUGGAUGACGACGAUGAGAAUAUGUCUUUAGAAUCAGAGUCAAAUAAACCAUUGAAUCAUCCGGAUAUCGCUAAUCAGAGACCAAAAACAGCCUCCAGUGAGACAGGAAGUUUAGAUGACAGCGGUGUUAGUAGCUGCGGAGGAAUAAGUCCACCUCUUCCCCCAACUAUUCAUCGAAAUUCACCACUUAGAAAUGUCGAUCGCGAUACACAGCCAAGACUGCACAGACCAUGGGUCGAUUCUUCCCCGCAAUACUCGUCUUCUAUGGUGACCACGUCGUCCUCAUGUUCGUCGCCUAGAUUUAACGGUUUAAAUUUUCCCGCGUAUUAUCUUCGACUGUUUUACCCAUCUUUGGCGGUGCAUUCAGAUUUUGCGAAAUUGCCCUAUCAAUCGAUGGAGCAAUUUUCGAAAUAUCAUUAGGAAUGAAAUUACUGAUUUGUUCGGUGCGUACAAUAAUUUUUCGGUUGUGUGAAACAAGAUGAUAAAGGAUUAUCCAUUCGAAACAUGGACGAUGAACCAAAGAUUUUGUUAAAUGUAGAAAGAAAACUCCAAUAUGGAGAGGAAAAUUCCAAGUUGUGUAAUUUCAUUAGGUAUAAUAUCGGAUCCGAAUUUGGAAUUCCAUGAAGAUAUAGAAAAGAUCUACGUUUCUGAUAGAUAUAUAGAUUGCUAAAAAAAUUAUAAUGUCUUUCUGAGAUGUAAAUAGUAAGGUAUACUUAAAUUUCCAUUUAUUUGUAUAUUCUCGUUAAAUUGUUGAUAAAGGACCAAAGAUAUUUUAAAUAAAUUUUUGACGCUAAAGAUUUCCUUGUGCUUGUGAUACAUCGAUUAAAUGAAUUUUUUUUAUAAAGAAUAAACAAACAAGGAAGUCUUUACGAUACAAAAUUAGAUGAAUUUUUUCGAACAUCAGUAUAAUUCAAGAUCUACGCUCUUCGAAUAAGGUUAAGUGUUAGAAGUAGGUGCCUAACAUCGUGAAUAUCACGCUAUUGUAAAUAAGUACAAUCUAGUGCCUUAUAAAAUACAAUUACUAUAAGAUAUAAAAGAUAUACAUGGUUCCUUCAAUAUGCUUCAAAUGCGAGGAGCAAAUGAAGUUCGCUAGAAUUACAAAUGCUAUAUUUAUAUAUGUAAUUAAAUCCGUGUAUAUUAUGUAAUUUUAUCUAUAAAUUUUGUACACUGCGAGCGUUGAAAUACCAAUAUAUUUUUGUCAAUAAUGUCGUUACUUAAGAUACGUAGUUUAAGGUUGAUCAAUGAUUUUUUUUACUGUGCAUUCAACUUAUAGUUGUAAUAAAUUGCCAUUUACACAAGACAUUCACAUUUUGUUAUUAUUCAUUCUUUAUCCUACUUUUAUUUUCCUAACUUUUAAAAAAUAUUCUCAAACAGAAUACUUUGACCAACAAUAAUAUAAUAAUCAACUACGGCCAACUAUUUUGUAAGUGAAAAUCACAUUAGUAAAUAUUCUAUCGUAUUUUAUUAAAUUUCUAUUUUAAAUAUAUUAUAGCUCUUUCGUGAAAAUCCGCAGAAGAAAAGAAGAAAACACUUAUUUACAAUUCAUAGAAUUAAAUUGAACAUUUCGUGUAAAACAAGAUGACCUUGUAAAAGACAAUAUUCUUUGAUGUGACCAGACGCGGAAGUUUCUGGAUAGAAAGACAUCUUGAUAGCCGAUUAGGCAAAUCUCGGGGAAACCGCUAUUCUCAAGAGGAAGUAUCUGUAGAGACACGAGUUCUUAUUGUCGAGAAUCGUGUCGCGCCUACAUGUCGCCUUUCCAAGGAUCCCUGCAUCUUCUGGUAUCGAUGUCUCCCGAAACACUUUUGUACCAGCAAGUCGCCGUUUCGUCGGCUACUCGACGAUGUCUGGAUUUGUCGAGCUUCCGUACUACGAUACAUCUCCUCUCAAUGCGCCCUUUUUUUUUCUUUCUUUCGAGUUUCCCAGCGAAAUUGCUUGUGCAUUGUAUAAAGACUUCAACAGGCUCUUGUGCAUUGGUCGAAUCGUGAGAAUGUCGAGCAUUUAGCCAUUGCGAUGACGGAAUGAAGACCAAAAGUCAGAGUUUAGAAGUACAAAAACAGCAGAUUUCUUAAAUUUUCUAGCGAUGUAGUAUGUUACAUAGUUUCAAGUAGGUAUGUUUUCUUAUGGUAACUGAUUUGUGGAAGAAUAGGGAAAUGUUUGGUCCUGUUUUUUUAUUUACUUCUUAUAUACGUAUGUUAUAUUACAUAUUAUACAAUAUCGUUCAGUGUAAAUUAUUCUAACAUUGAAUUUCUAUGAAAAAACAUUAUAUACGUGUGCUGAUUUAGUUGUACUUUGUUAUAAUAUCGCUAUAUUAUUGCUUUUCUUAUAUUAUAUCCAUUUGAUUUAAACAUCAUACUUUUUCUCUUCUUCCAUUUGAUCUGAUCAAUGAAAUCUUCAAUUUCACACUUCAGUUUUUUAAUUGAAGAUUUCAGGCGAAA
Bombus huntii is the source of this 3632-nucleotide messenger RNA. Its product is annotated as T-box protein 2-like. Gene Ontology annotation, biological process: cell fate specification; regulation of transcription by RNA polymerase II; positive regulation of DNA-templated transcription. Bases 367 to 1617 code for a protein of 416 amino acids. Gene Ontology annotation, cellular component: nucleus. Gene Ontology annotation, molecular function: RNA polymerase II cis-regulatory region sequence-specific DNA binding; DNA-binding transcription factor activity, RNA polymerase II-specific. The record is from RefSeq and is a predicted model, not a curated record. The transcript is spliced from 5 exons. Lineage: Eukaryota; Metazoa; Arthropoda; Insecta; Hymenoptera; Apidae.